AUGGUCGCCAAAUUUGUCAUCGUAUUGUCCCUGGCCGUGGCGGCUUGCGCCGUGCCGCUGGUGGCGGUGGCCCCGGCAGAGUACGCCGCGCCUGCGCACUACGAGUUCUCGUACUCCGUGCACGACGAGCACAGCGGCGACGUGAAGCAGCAGCAGGAGGCUCGUGAGGGCGACGCCGUGCACGGCUCCUACUCGCUCGUGCAGCCCGACGGCGUGCACCGCAUCGUCGAGUACACCGCCGACAAGGAGCACGGAUUCAACGCCAAUGUGCGCUACGAGGGCACCCCCGUGCACCCCGCCCCCGUCGCCAAGCUCGCCUACGCCGCUCCCGUCGCCAAGCUCGCCUACGCCGCUCCCGUAGCCAAGGUCGCCUACGCCGCUCCCAUCGCCUACGCAGCUCCCGUAGCCAAGCUCGCCUACGCUGCUCCCGUCGCCAAGUUCGUGAUCGUAUUGUCCCUGGCCGUGGCGGCUUACGCCGUGCCGCUGGUGGCGGUGGCCCCGGCAGAGUACGCCGCGCCUGCGCACUACGAGUUCUCGUACUCCGUGCACGACGAGCACAGCGGCGACGUGAAGCAGCAACAGGAGGCUCGUGAGGGCGACGCCGUGCACGGCUCCUACUCGCUCGUGCAGCCCGACGGCGUGCACCGCAUCGUCGAGUACACCGCCGACAAGGAGCACGGAUUCAACGCCAACGUGCGCUACGAGGGCACCCCCGUGCACCCCGCCCCCGUAGCCAAGCUGGCCUACGCCGCUCCCGUAGCCAAGCUCGCCUACGCCGCCCCCGUAGCCAAACUCGCCUACGCCGCCCCCGUAGCCAAGCUCGCCUACGCCGCUCCCGUCGCCAAGGUAGCCUACGCGCCUGCCCCCGUGUCCUACGCUCACGCUCCCGUGGCCUACUCCGCGCCCGUCGCCAAGCUCGCCUACGCCGCGCCCGUAGCGCACGUCACUUACUCCUCUCCCGCCAUCUCCUACCACCACUAG
This is a messenger RNA of Helicoverpa zea (corn earworm), 981 nucleotides long. RefSeq names its product cuticle protein 18.6-like. The transcript is spliced from 4 exons. Bases 1 to 981 code for a protein of 326 amino acids. The record is from RefSeq and is a predicted model, not a curated record. NCBI's taxonomy places the organism in Eukaryota, Metazoa, Arthropoda, Insecta, Lepidoptera, Noctuidae. Gene Ontology annotation, cellular component: extracellular matrix.